AUGCCCGUCACUCUCGAUCCCACAACCGUUCCACACAUCUUCGAGGCCAUUCUGAUAUACUUGACCGGCCUCGAAGACCACAAGCAGACAAUCUACAAUGCUCGAGAGGUGUCAAGGAGCAUGCGUGAGGCCGUCGACCGACUGCCUCUUCCCAACCUCAGCCUCAGCACAUUAUCAGCUGGCCUUGGCAUUGUCGAGGUACUGUGCUCAGCAGAUGCGCUCAACGAGGGGCCAUCCAUGCCCCUUCCCGCCUUUAGCGAUAUCAGUGAGUUACCCAGCCGUCGCUUUUGGGCUGACGCCGCUGCAGGGACACCCAUGACCAAGUCCCAGACGAUCGUCUUGAGCAAGGCUAAGAAGGUGACCAUCGAAGAUAAGAUCUUGGGCCACCGCGACAUCAGACCUCUGGCAGCAAGCCUUUCCCCGGACUGCUCCAUAGUUUUGACACACGGCUCGCAGAUCUUGACGAUGGACACCGAGGUUCGCCUGCCGGCUGCGAAGACCCUUGAGGUCGUCUUCAACGGCUGCAUCUGCCGCCAACCUCAAGAAACGACCAUCACGCACCAGUUCACGAGUGUCACCAUCCGGAUGCAGUACAUGCGUUGGAAGCUCUGUCGUUGGAACCAGGACUACGAUGGAAGUUGCCCAUUCUGGGAGAUGGUGCUUCAGCCUCAGGUGACGCACCUUGAAAUCUUGGUCGAGUACCCCGUUGCAAGCCGACAGCUGGUGCGUGUGAUCCGCAGUGCUCUCAAGCUCGGCGGGCACCAGACAAACCCCGACCUUCAAGUCGUCUGCACCCCAUACUAUAUACAGAACGAGUUGAUCAAGGAGAAGACUCAGACUGGACUUGCAGACGCUCUACGCAUCCCAAAAGCGCAAGUCACAAUCAACCCGUCAAAGUCGUCGUGGCGCGAGGACCAGUGGUUCUCCGCCGUCUACGGUUCAAUGUAA
Molecule: messenger RNA, 948 nt
Organism: Trichosporon asahii var. asahii CBS 2479
Lineage: Eukaryota; Fungi; Basidiomycota; Tremellomycetes; Trichosporonales; Trichosporonaceae
Exons: 1
Coding region: 1-948 (315 amino acids)
Source: RefSeq, a predicted model, not a curated record